AUUAUCGGAUCCAGAAAUUAUCAUCAGCGGAGGAGACACGAGUCACACGAUCCGUUCUUUGUCACUGUAUCCAACCAUCCCAAGAAACGUCCGAACUCCGAACUACAACUUCCGUCUUCUUUUAAACAACACAUGCCCACGACGACAGAAACCGAGUCGAUCACUUUGUUUGCUGAUCAAGAAAAUUGCAGCGUUGGUAAUUGCAGAGAUGGGGUUCUCUAAGAAAGAGUAUGAAUUUCUAGCUGAGAUCGGUUUGGGGCCCGAUAAUCUUGGUGGGUACGUAAAUGGUGAAUGGAAAGCAACUGGAUCUGUCAUCUCUUCCGUGAAUCCUUCAAACAAUCAGAUGAUUGCUAAAGUCACGGAGGCAUCUGUUGACGAUUAUGAGGAGGGAAUGCUUGCUUGCAAUGAAGCGGCCAAGAAAUGGCAGUGUAUUCCUGCUCCAAAGAGAGGUGAAAUUGUUAGACAGAUAGGAGAAGCGCUAAGAGCCAAAUUGGAUGUUCUGGGUCGGCUUGUAUCACUUGAGAUGGGAAAGAUACUUCCUGAAGGAAUAGGGGAGGUUCAAGAAAUUAUUGAUAUGUGUGACUAUGCUGUUGGGCUAAGCCGACAACUGAAUGGAUCUAUCAUACCUUCAGAACGUCCAGAUCAUAUGAUGUUGGAGGCAUGGAAUCCACUGGGAAUAGUCGGUGUAAUUACUGCUUUCAACUUUCCAUGCGCCGUUCUUGGGUGGAAUGCCUGCAUUGCGUUAGUCUGCGGCAACUGUGUUGUGUGGAAGGGUGCUCCAACAACUCCAUUGAUAACUAUUGCGGUCACAAAGCUUGUGGCAGAGGUUUUUGAGAAGAACAACUUGCCACGUGCGAUAUUCACCUCUUUCUGUGGAGGUGCUGAAAUUGGUCAAGCAAUAGCGAAAGAUACACGCAUAGCACUGGUCUCAUUCACUGGAAGUUCAAAGGUAGGUAUGAUGGUCCAACAAACAGUAAACGAAAGAUUUGGUAAAUGCUUGCUUGAAUUAAGUGGGAACAAUGCAAUAAUUGUUAUGGAUGAUGCCGACAUCAAGCUGGCUGUGCGUUCAAUUUUAUUUGCAGCUGUUGGUACAGCUGGUCAGCGCUGCACAACAUGCCGUAGACUGUUUCUUCAUGAAAGCAUAUACCAAAAGGCAUUGGACCAACUCGUUGGUGUUUACAAGCAAGUCAAAAUCGGGGAUCCUUUGGAGAAAGAAACUCUGGUCGGACCAUUACAUACUCGUGUCUCAAGGGAUAACUUUGAGAAGGGAAUCUCAAGCAUAAAAUCCCAGGGAGGGAAAAUCCUGGUAGGUGGAUCUGUUAUAAAUUCAGAUGGAAAUUUUGUACAGCCGACCAUUGUUGAGAUCUCUCCAGAUGCCUCCGUAGUAAAAGAAGAAUUGUUUGGUCCAGUUCUGUAUGUUAUGAAAUUUAAGACUCUGGAAGAAGCAAUUGAAAUGAACAAUUCUGUACCUCAAGGAUUGAGUAGUUCAAUCUUCACACGCAGACCUGAAGCGAUAUUUAAAUGGAUUGGGCCACAUGGCAGUGAUUGUGGUAUCGUGAAUGUGAACAUACCUACAAAUGGAGCUGAGAUUGGUGGUGCUUUUGGUGGAGAAAAGGCAACCGGUGGUGGUCGUGAAGCUGGAAGUGACUCCUGGAAGCAAUACAUGCGACGCUCAACAUGUACAAUAAAUUAUGGAAGUGAACUACCGUUGGCUCAGGGAAUUAGUUUUGGCUCAUAAAUAGGCAGUGAGGUAUGCUGCCGUGACAUCUGCGGCUAUUUUCCACUGGAGGAUCUAGAUACUUUCAGCAAAAUCUGCAGUAAGGGUUGUGCUUCUCUGUUGUCCUAUUUAAGUGUUUUAUGAAGAUAAAAAAAUGAGAAAAAAAAAAAAAAUAUGAUGGGCAUUUCAGAUAUUUCAGUACUGCAAACAAAAAGCAGUCUGAAAUAAUUUAUCUAAUAUAAAGGCUGUCUUGUUUGUUA
Carya illinoinensis is the source of this 1977-nucleotide messenger RNA. Its product is annotated as aldehyde dehydrogenase family 7 member A1. Gene Ontology annotation, molecular function: aldehyde dehydrogenase (NAD+) activity. The coding region runs from base 209 to 1738 and encodes 509 amino acids. Lineage: Eukaryota; Viridiplantae; Streptophyta; Magnoliopsida; Fagales; Juglandaceae. The record is from RefSeq and is a predicted model, not a curated record. The transcript is spliced from 15 exons.